This is a messenger RNA of Quercus lobata, 991 nucleotides long. RefSeq names its product transcription factor MYB90-like. NCBI's taxonomy places the organism in Eukaryota, Viridiplantae, Streptophyta, Magnoliopsida, Fagales, Fagaceae. Bases 139 to 891 code for a protein of 250 amino acids. The transcript is spliced from 3 exons. The record is from RefSeq and is a predicted model, not a curated record.
GAUACAGAACUGACCAGCUGAUUCAAGCGCAUGCCAGAAAAAGAAAAGUGUAACCCACGUGAACUUAAUUACUUCGCUUUUUACUAAGAGAAGACUGCCACUUUACAACGUGCCUUUUAUACCUCCAUUUUGGAGGAAAUGUUAAACAUGGAAGGCUCUUUCGGUGUGAGAAAAGGUGCAUGGACUGGGGAGGAAGAUAUUCGACUUAAGCAAUGCAUUGAGAAGUACGGUGAAGGAAAAUGGCACCUGGUUCCUGUCAGUGCAGGCUUAAAUAGAUGUAGGAAAAGCUGCAGACUGAGGUGGUUGAACUACCUGAAGCCAAGUAUCAAGAGAGGAAACUUCGCUGCAGACGAAGUUGAUCUUAUGCUCAGGCUCCAUAAGCUGCUAGGUAACAGAUGGUCACUUAUUGCAGGUAGACUUCCGGGAAGAACAGCUAAUGAUGUGAAAAACUAUUGGAAUACACACCUCCUCAAAAAGGGAAGUUCACACAUCACCAAGCUGAAAGAGAAGCCCCAAAAUAUGGUGAAAGUGAAACUAAUAAAGCCACAACCUGGGAUCUUAUCCAAAAACUUAACUUGGUUAAGUGGGAAACCUGCAAUUGUAGGAAGCUUUCAAAAAAAGGAAGAUAUCAUAGACAUAUCUCAAACAUCAAUGCAAUCGCAGAGUAGGAUUAACUGGUGGGAAAGCUUGUCAAAUUGCGGGGAACUUGAUGAGAGAGCCACAUGUACGCAAUGUGGCAGGUUGAAUGAAGUGCCCAGGGAAACCUUUUGGGCAGAGGAAAUAGUACCAGAGGCAAAAGUUGUGGGGGACACUCUAGAUGAGGAUGUCCUGAAUUAUUGGGGUGACUUCUCCCUUGAUAUGGACCUUUGGGAGGUUCUUAAUGCAGAAUAGGAAUAAUCAUAUAAGGUCAAAAAAAACUUGUUUUACAAUGUAUCUGUGUAUAAAACGGAUUCAGAUCUUCUAAAUUUUUUAGAAUACUUUACCAAUAAAU